Messenger RNA from Setaria italica (foxtail millet), 902 nucleotides. Its product is annotated as reticulon-like protein B9. Bases 1 to 606 code for a protein of 201 amino acids. The record is from RefSeq and is a predicted model, not a curated record. Lineage: Eukaryota; Viridiplantae; Streptophyta; Magnoliopsida; Poales; Poaceae. The transcript has 6 exons.
AUGGACGAGUGGGUGUCAAUUCAUAGGCUUCUUGGCGGAGGAAAAGUGGCGGACAUUCUGCUGUGGAAGGACAGGAACUUAUCUGCAGGUGUGCUCCUCGGGGCCACGUUGAUCUGGUACCUGUUAGAAGUGGUUGAAUACAACGUAAUCCCGCUCCUUUCCCAGAUUGUCAUCUUGGCCAUGCUCGUGGUCUUCAUUUGGUCGAAUGCCACGCCGCUCUUGAACAUACCCCCUCCAAGAAUCCCAGAAGUCAUCGUCUCUGAGCAUGCCUUCCGACAUAUAGCACAGACCAUCCAUUACAAACUGGCAUACACUGCUGCUGCUCUUUAUGACAUUGCAUGUGGAAAGGAUCUGAAGAAAUUCCUCUUGGUGAUCUUUUCACUGCUAAUAUUGUCUGAGAUUGGAAGUUCUUACAGCUUCACAAGUCUACUAUAUCUCGGAUUUUUGUGUGCUCACACUUUGCCAGCAUUGUACCAAAGAUAUGAGACAGAGGUGGACCAUCUAGCUGCAAGAGGUAGUGAAGACAUCAAGAGGUUCUAUAAGAGGAUUGAUUCCAAUUUGCUCAACAAAAUAGCAAGAGGCCCUGUCAAGUCAAAACCUAUAUAAGAUAUACUCCCUGAAGAUACAUCAAUAAUUCCCUCGAAAGGGAAUGACCUAUCAUUUGAUUGCUUCCAGCGAAAAUGGUCCUAUUGUAAUUUGUACAAAGGUGCGUGAACCAGAAAAGCAAGAAGUAGCUUCAACUGAGCCUGGAGAAUUCAGACUGUCAACAUUCAAAUGUACCUAUCAAUGCAUGGAUACAAGCAUAUUUUCAAGACUUCACAAUCAAUAUGAAAUGAACUAUAAUGUUGUAAUCUCAACAAAGCAGAUCAUUAAUAAGAAUUGAGUGGUGUUUUCUCUUUCAA